This is a messenger RNA of Rosa chinensis, 2145 nucleotides long. RefSeq lists its product as uncharacterized. The record is from RefSeq and is a predicted model, not a curated record. Bases 298 to 2007 code for a protein of 569 amino acids. The transcript has 6 exons. Gene Ontology annotation, cellular component: nucleolus. NCBI's taxonomy places the organism in Eukaryota, Viridiplantae, Streptophyta, Magnoliopsida, Rosales, Rosaceae. Gene Ontology annotation, biological process: ribosome biogenesis.
UCGUGUUUUAGUGGGUUUUUAUGGGGCCUAGCAUGUGUUGUGAUUGACACAGAUGGGAGAAAUAGUGAUGAGAAGGCUAAGUUGUCAAGGUGGAAACUUGAACCAAUCUCCGAACUCAACCUCUGUAUAAAGGUUUUUGAAGAAAUUUCUAGUCUUCUACUACACAUGUUUAUUCUUGACGAUAAUCAGUAGUCCACAACUAUAUGUCAUGCUUAUAAUCUUCCGAAGUCAGGCUACAAUUUAGAUUUGUUCGGUGCAGAGAAGAUUUUGCUGGAGGGCAAUGAUGCUGACACUGAUAUGGCAUGUGGUGGACUGCAGGAUGAAUCUGCAGUUGCAGUGACGUGCCCAGCAUCAUCUGACAUCUGUGAUGACUCUGUAAUUGGUAGUGUUCAUAGAAGAAGACCGCGCUCUAAAGAUGCAAAUAGUGUUGUUAGUGUUCUUACUGCUGUUGAUUCAUUUGAACUGCAAUCUUUAAAUAAGCCUUUGUUGAGAAGCAUUCUAAAAGGUGAUUUCCCCAACACAGCAUUUUUACUCAGGCAGUUGUUAAUCGCCUCUGCUGCUAUUUUGAGGCUAAAUUUGCAUAUUAAGAGCGCUCCCAUGUUGUCAAGCUUGGUGAAUAAGUUUGCUGGCAUUAUGCAAGUCUUGUUAUUGGAAUCAGCGGACGCAAGUCAGGUGCCGCACUUCUAUUAUUUUGUGUGUUUAGAUGGUGUUCUGAAGUAUCUGGAAGAAUUAGGGAAUCAUUUUCCUUUGACUAAUCCUACCUUAUCCGGAGAUUUGUUUGACAAGAUGGUUCAGCUACAGUUACGGGCUUUAGGGAAAUGCAUAACUUUACAAGGGAAGAGAGCAGCUCUUGCAUCUCAUGAAACAAACACCAACACAUGCUUAGGAGAAAGGAGAUUUUCUGAAGCAUCAUCUUUUUCUGGCUGGGAAUAUUUAUUGGAUGAAUUCAAAGCUAGGUUGAGGUCAUCAUUCGCAGUGUUCAUAAAGAAAUCAACAGAGUUGCAUCUCCAAUCUGCAGUUCAAGUUAUCGAAAGAGCCCUAGUUGGUGUGCGAGAAGGGUGCACAGUGAGGUAUGACAUCUGUGCUGGAUGUGAAGAUGGAGGAAAGGUUUCUUCAAUUGUUGCAUCUGGCAUUGAUUGCUUGGAUUUGGUUCUGGAAUUUGUUUCAGGACGCAAUUUGAUUGUGGUUAAAAAAUACAUUCAGAGGUUAAUUGCCUGCAUGUUCAAUGUUAUUCUGCAUCUGCAGAGUCCGCUAAUCUUCUAUGAGAGAUUCACUCAGAGUAAAGAUGAUAGUGAUCCAGAUCCAGGAAUAGUCAUUCUUAUGUGUGUUGACGUACUGGCAAGAAUUUCUGGCAAGCAUGCAAUAUACAAAAUGGAUCUCUGGCAUGUAGCACACUCGUUACGUAUACCUUCAGCACUUUUUCAAGAUUUCCAUCUGUUAAAACAUUCUAAAUGUCGUGUUCCAAAUGAUUCUUCAACAAGUCCGAAUAACCAACCAUGCAACCCAGUAGCUAGUGUACGUGUCUCUGGUAUAGAUAGGCAAUACUCAAUCGGCCUAUACUCUGCUUGCUGCCGAUUAUUGCAUAAUGUUGUGAAGCAUCACAAAAGUGAAUGGUAUGUUCUUCUUUAUUGUUUGGAGACAUUGGAUGCUGUUGUGGUAGCCAGGGAAGGCUUUUUUUCAUGGGAAGUAGAAGGAGUCAAAUGUGCAUGUUCUCUCAGAAGGAUUUAUGAAGAGCUAAGACAUCAAAAAGUGGUCUUUGGUCAACACUGGUACCACUUUUUAGCUUAUUACAUACGGGUUUAUUCAGGAUAUGGCCCCCGCAAAACAGGCAUCAAAAGGGAAAUAGAUGAAGCUCUAAGACCAGGUGUAUAUGCGCUGAUAGAUGUUUGCUCACCUGAUGAUCUUCAACGUCUUCAUACCUCAUUUGGAGAGGGUCCUUGCAGAAACACCUUGGCGACCUUGAAGCACGAUUAUGAACUCAAUUUCCAGUACCAGGGAAAAGUCUAAGCGAAGCUUAUUUCUGUGGUAGGAUAUACCCACAUCAUCAUUUGAAUCUGCCUAUGUGACUCUUUUACCAUGUUAGAAAUAGGGUAACAUCUUACAUAUGUGAUAAUAUUUUUGUAGUGAUAUCUUCCUUAUACAUUA